AUGGCAUCCUCUACAAAGGUUCAGUCUCUACCUCAUUUGGAGGAGGGCGAAGUGUCUCUGUUGGAAUUGGCAGCCGACGAUGCGCGUGAUGUUGCGCCGUUGUCCGACAAGGAGGCUAUGAUCCUGCAGCUGUACCAUCGGGCUCAGGAACAAAAGCUGGAAAAGGCGCUUCUACAGCAGGAGACCGAAAACGUCUCCGGCGAGAAUGUUGAAGAGCAACUCGCGAUCGCGGAACAAGAACUACUCGAGGCCCGAGCGACAUAUACCGUCAGGAGGAAAGCAGUGGCAACAGUUCUUAUGACCGAACCAAGUCUGAAAGCAGUUCAUCUGAAAGCCACAUCGCCAGCUGAACGGGAUCUUCUCCGUCUUAUCAAUCGCCGCGACGUCCUGUCGCUCGCACACGAAAACCUCCAUGCUGCACAUAAUGCGAUACUACGGCAACUGUCGAACCUGGAGAUGGAGAAUCGCGAGAUCCACGACAGAAACCGGGAACUGGUGCGUCAGCUGUUGGAACUGACCGGUCAGGAUGGUUCGUGGAGGGAUCAACUGGAAGAUCGGGAUCUCCGGGCGCAACUCGACGCGCUAGAUGCGGAGCAGCAGAAGUGCCAAGCGCGUUGGGAAGUCAUGAAGAACAUUGCUAGCGCCAUUGUGGUUGGCAGUGGCGUGAACUGGGCAGAUGAUGACAAGCUCAGUGCACUUGUGCUUGAUGAAUCCGAUGAUUGA
Molecule: messenger RNA, 723 nt
Organism: Aspergillus chevalieri
Lineage: Eukaryota; Fungi; Ascomycota; Eurotiomycetes; Eurotiales; Aspergillaceae
Product: centromere protein H
Exons: 3
Coding region: 1-723 (240 amino acids)
Biological process (GO): kinetochore assembly
Cellular component (GO): kinetochore
Source: RefSeq, a predicted model, not a curated record